CCCCGGGAAGACUAUUUGGCGCGGACUGACCUCUUGUUUUGUUGACCUGUCUCAGUUGCCUUGAGCAGCUGUCACUUGGAAAAAUUUAAAUUAAAGCAAAAAAUUAAAGCGAAUGGCUCCAGUUUCAAACCCAGAGAAGGACAUGGACGGUCCGGACUGCGAUGAUGGAGGUGAUGCUUGUGGUCUGGCAAAGUCUCGCUCCAGACGGGAGAAGAAGGAGAAGGCGGGGAGGAAGUCUGCACUGGAGCAGCUCAAGAAAGCCAAGAUGGGAGAGAAGAUCAAAUAUGAGGUGGAGGAGUUCACUAGUGUGUAUGAGGAGGUGGACGAGCAGCAGUACUCAAAGAUGGUACGGGAAAGACAGGAGGAUGACUGGAUUAUUGAUGAUGAUGGGACAGGAUACUUGGAGGAUGGACGUGAAAUCUUUGACGACGAUUUGCAUGAUGAUGUCGUUGAAAACAAAAAAGGAAAACCAGGUGCUAAAGGAGCGGACUCAAAGAAAAAUGUGAAGAAAUCUGCCGUAGCCAAGCCUAACACUAUCAAAAGCCUCUUCAAUAACUGCAAUGUCAAGAGACCUGUUGAGAAAGACGUGGAUCUGUCCAAAGAUGACCUAUUGGGAGAUAUCUUACAGGACCUGCACUCUGAGAAACCAAGUCUCCUGACUCCUCCACCAGUUUUUCUGAAGAAAAAGAAAUCUCUUGGAACACCUAUGAAUCCCUUUUCUGUUAAACCCCAGACACCAAAGGAGUCGUCCUCGGCUGCAGGGUUAAAGGCCAAAGUUAUAAAACCGCCGCCUUCUGACCCGACCCCCAGGUCAUCCGCCCGCCCCGCUCCAUCCAAACCUGCCCCUCCUGUGGAGAGGCAGAGGAUAAAAGCGGAGGAGCAAGAUGAAGAAGUCAAUGAUGCAAUGGCAUUCGAUGGGGUGGACUUUGACGAGCCCAUGGAGGUCGGGCUUGAGGAGCAGAAACCUGAGAUCAAAGAUGCAGCUGAGUCUGAUCCUAAAGCAGCAGCAGCAGUUGUGGCAGUUAAAACGGAGCCUAAAGCGGAGCCUCAGGAUCCAGUCUUAAUGUCCGGCAGAAUCAGCACUUGGGGUCAGGAGGAGGAGGAGGGAGUGGCCAGCGAGGCUCCAGCAGAAGUUCAGGUCGACUCCAGCCGACUCCCGCUGGCGGAGGGACCGGACGGGGAGCAGGUUUUCCGCUUCUAUUGGUUGGAUGCCUUUGAAGAGCCUUACAGCCAACCAGGUGUGGUGUACUUGUUUGGGAAAGUGUGGAUUGAGUCUGCAAAGUCUCAUGUCAGCUGCUGUGUCUCUGUAAAGAACAUCGAGCGCACCAUGUACUUCCUGCCUCGGGAAUAUAAAGUGAACACAAAAACUGGAGAGGUGUCGGACACUCCCGUGGGAAUGAUGGACGUCUACCAGGAGUUUAAUGAGCUCUCUGAGAAGUUCAAGAUCAUGAAGUUCAAGUCCAAGAAAGUUGAGAGGAGUUACGCUUUUGAAAUCCCUGAUGUGCCCAGUCAGUGUGAAUACCUGGAAGUCAGAUAUUCUGCUGAGUUUCCUGCUCUGCCUUCAGACCUCAAGGGGGCGACCUUUUCCCACAUUUUUGGAAACAACACUUCCAGUCUUGAGCACUUCCUCCUCAGCAGGAAGAUUAAAGGGCCCUGCUGGUUGGACAUCAAGACACCACAGCUGAUCAGCCAGCCCGUCAGCUGGUGUAAGGUGGAGGCUCUGGCUCUGAGGAGCGACCUGGUUACUGUGGUUAAAGACCUGCCACCUCCACCCAUCACCGUCAUGUCCAUCAGUCUCAAGACCAUCCAGAACCCAAAGACACACCACAACGAGAUUGUGUCCCUCGCUGCACUCAUCCACUAUAACUUUCAUAUGGAUAAAGCUGCACCUCAACCUCCUUACCAGACCCAUUUCUGUGUUGUCAGUAGACCGGCUGACUGUAUUUUCCCCUACGACUUCAAAGAGGCGGUGAGGAAGAAGAACGGUAAAGUGGAGAUAGCUUCUACAGAGAGGACUCUGCUCGGCUUCUUCUUGGCCAAGAUGCACAAAAUCGACCCUGAUGUGCUGGUGGGUCACGACAUCUUUGGCUUUGACCUCGAAGUGAUUCUGCAGAGGAUCAAUUUCUGCAAAGUUCCCCACUGGUCUAAAAUGGGACGCCUCAGGAGGGCCAACAUGCCCAAAUUAGGGGGUCGAGGGUCCUUUGCAGAAAAGAGCGCAACCUGCGGGCGUCUGGUGUGCGACGUGGAGAUCUCAGCCAAGGAGCUGAUUCGCUGUAAAAGUUACCAUCUGACUGAACUGACUGCACAGGUGCUGAAGACAGAGAGAGUGGCGGUCCCUCAGGAAAACAUCAAGAAUCUCUACAGUGACUCUCCUCACCUGCUCUACCUGCUGGAGAUGACAUGGACAGACGCCAAGCUGAUCCUCCAGAUCAUGUGUGAGCUCAACGUGCUGCCGCUGGCGCUGCAGAUCACCAACAUCGCUGGCAACGUCAUGUCUCGCACUCUGAUGGGCGGUCGCUCUGAGAGGAAUGAGUUCCUGUUGCUUCAUGCCUUCCACGACAAAAACUUCAUCGUCCCAGACAAACCCUCCUUUAAAAAGGCUCAGCUGGAAGCGGUGGACGGAGAAGAUGAUGCUGAUACAGGGAAAGGCAAGCGGAGAAAGAAGGCGGCCUAUGCUGGAGGUCUGGUGCUGGAUCCUAAAGUUGGUUUCUACGACAAGUUUGUGCUGCUGCUGGACUUCAACAGCCUGUAUCCCUCCAUCAUCCAGGAGUUCAACAUCUGCUUCACCACUGUGCAGAGGGAGGCUUACAAUGCACAGAAGAAGAGUCAGGAGGAUGAAUCCGAGGAGAUUCCUGAAAUCCCAGAUUCAGACCUGGAGAUGGGAAUUCUGCCCAAAGAAAUCAGAAAGCUGGUUGAGAGACGUAAACAAGUCAAACAGCUGAUGAAACAGCAGGACAUCAACCCAGACAUCUACCUGCAGUACGACAUCCGUCAGAAGGCUCUGAAGCUAACUGCUAACAGCAUGUACGGCUGCCUGGGGUUCAGCUACAGCCGCUUCUACGCCAAGCCGCUGGCCGCCCUGGUCACACACAAGGGGAGAGAGAUUCUGAUGCACACCAAAGACCUGGUUCAGAAGAUGAAUCUGGAAGUCAUCUAUGGAGAUACAGACUCUAUCAUGAUCAACACCAACAGCAGGUCUCUGGAGGAAGUCUUCAAACUUGGCAAUAAGGUGAAGGCAGAAGUGAACAAGCUCUACAAACUGCUGGAGAUUGACAUCGACGGGGUGUUUAAGUCACUGUUGCUGCUGAAGAAGAAGAAGUACGCUGCCUUGGUGGUGGAGAACCACGGCGAGGGACGAUACAGCGUCAAGCAGGAGCUCAAAGGAUUGGACAUCGUCCGCAGAGACUGGUGUGACCUUGCAAAAGAGUGUGGCAACUACGUGAUCGGUCAAAUCCUGUCAGACCAGAGUCGUGAUGCCAUUGUGGAGAACAUCCAGAAACACCUGGUGGAGGUGGGAGAGAAAGUAGCAGCUGGAGCCAUACCACUCAACCAGUAUGAGAUACACAAGGCUUUGACCAAAGACCCUCAGGACUAUCCGGAUAAGAAAAGCCUCCCUCACGUCCAUGUGGCUCUAUGGAUCAACUCCCAGGGCGGUCACCGGGUAAAAGCCGGAGAUACAGUCUCUUACAUCAUCUGCAAGGACGGUUCUACGCUGGCAGCCAGUCAGAGGGCCUACGCUCUAGAGCAGCUUCAGAAGCAGGAGAACCUCAGUCUGGACACCCAGUACUACCUCGCACAGCAGGUGCACCCUGUGGUGUCCCGAAUCUGCGACCCCAUUGAUGGCAUUGACAGCGUGCUCAUAGCCACGUGGCUGGGUCUGGACCCGAGUCAGUUCCGGGCUCAUCAGCAGUAUCAGAGGGAGGACGAGGCUGAGGGCACGCUGGGAGCUCCGGUCCAGCUGACCGACGAGGAGCGCUACAAAGACUGCGAGAGGUUCACCUUCACCUGUCCCCAAUGUGGCACUGACAACACCUACGACAGCGUCUUUGAAGGAGCUGGGGCAAAGAUGGAGCCCAGCUUGUUGCAAUGCUGUCACAGUCCCUGUGGGAGCCGACCCGUCGACUACGUGGUCAACAUCAGCAACAAACUGCAGCUUGACAUCCGACGCCAUAUCAAAAAAUACUACUCUGGCUGGUUGGUGUGUGAGGACCAGGCCUGCCAGAACAGGAUCAGACGUUUGCCCAUCGCUUUCUCCCGCCACGGACCCAUCUGCCCCGCCUGCACCAGAGCUACACUCAGACCAGAGUAUUCGGAGAAGGCCCUGUACAACCAACUCUGCUUCUACAGGUUCAUCUUUGACUGGGACUAUGCAUGCACCAAAGUUCUACAGCAGGAUGAGAAAAAUCUUGCAAAGCAGUGGAACCGAGAGAAAGAUGUGUACCGGAGGCUGAAGGAAGUGCCCGAAAAAGCUUUGGCCACCAGCGGCUAUUCAGAGAUCAACCUGGCCAAACUCUUCCAGGCCUUCUCCUCCCUCAAGUAAAACACACACACCAAAUGACGACACUGCCGAAAGGCUGCAACAUCUGACUGUCACAACAGGACAUUUGCACAUUCAGCUGCAUUGGCUGUCCCUGUUAUUGGUUAGUGAUUUUAGGGUUUCCACGUCCCAACCCUCGUAUCAUCUUCCCUGAACCUAAUGGGCUUGUUACAGGACUUAAAACCCAAUCACACCUUUUCACCUGCCUUCAUUUUCUUCAUAUAGACAUUCUGCGUGCACACACACGACUUGACCCCAUCACCCUGACUGUAUGGUUAAAGGGGGGUGUUGCAAUCAUACCUAAAUGACAGCCUAUUGUGUGUGUGUGUGUGUGUGUACGCGGAGGCUGGCUGUACCAAGAUGUGUGUGUGUGAAAAUGACUUAUCCUCAGAGCAGCCAGUAUACUCCAAAAGGCGCUAAUUAGCCAAUGAUAGUGACCCAGCCCGCUAACACCGCUGGAUGCCCGCAGCGAUCGGACACUUGUUCUGAUUACCACCAUUCAUCCCGAGUGUGUGUGUGUGAGUGAGAUCAGAGGAUGAAAGAAAAGGAGGAUGCAGGGCGAGGGAGGCCACGCGCUCUGCUCUCUCACUCUUUUGUCUCCGUAUUGAACAGCUGAUCUUCUUCUUCUUCUCCACCGCCACUGUUUAACUGAUGUCAUUUCACUUCCCCCCCUCCCUCCUGUGGGCACAUUGUGUUUUAAUGCCUGUCAUUUUCUGUGUAUGACUUGUUAGUUUAUGUAUUUUUUUUGUUAUUGUAAUGACCAGAAUAUGUAUUUGGUAUUUUGAUAUUGAUAAGAAAUUGUUUGAUACUGAAACCUUAAUAAAGAGCUAAAUGAAAAAGAUGUCAA
Messenger RNA from Labrus mixtus (cuckoo wrasse), 5384 nucleotides. RefSeq names its product polymerase (DNA directed), alpha 1 (gene pola1). Gene Ontology annotation, molecular function: single-stranded DNA binding; pyrimidine nucleotide binding; DNA replication origin binding. The record is from RefSeq and is a predicted model, not a curated record. Gene Ontology annotation, biological process: leading strand elongation; mitotic DNA replication initiation; DNA replication. The transcript has 37 exons. Gene Ontology annotation, cellular component: alpha DNA polymerase:primase complex. Bases 113 to 4540 code for a protein of 1475 amino acids. NCBI's taxonomy places the organism in Eukaryota, Metazoa, Chordata, Actinopteri, Labriformes, Labridae.